AGGCUAAUUGGUCACUCAAAAACUGCUCACAGGUAAACACUGAUAUUUCAAGAUGGAUGUCUUUCCAAUAUCGAUGAGCAUAGGGGCUAAUUAUCUGUUAAAUUGGAAAGUUGUCAACUAAGUUUUUUUUCAGUUUUUCAGCAUUUUCACAUAUCAGUUGAAAACAUCUGCUUAAAUCGAGGUGUUGAUAAAGAUACGUUUAUCAUAUUUGAAACUAAAUAUUUCUGACAUUGUGUACUUGUUUUAUCGAAGUAAUUAACCGUCUAAUUUGGAAUUUUAUUGGAAAACAUUUUAGUGUAUAGUAUUUUUGUUAUGAGUGAAUAGAACAAGAUUAUCAGCCGUGUGAACAUUUUGAAGAAAUUUGGAUUAAGAUCAUGACAGUUUUCAGAUCUACAUUAAAAUCAGAACGUGACUGAAGUAAUUACACAUUUUAAAGCAAUCAUGUCGACAUAGAGAGACACAAAAUGGCGGAUGACCGUGGAGGUACGAUGAGAUCCAUUGACCAGACGCCCCGGGGAACUCUACGAAAUCGUGACGAGAAUCCCACUUUGUAUCGGGAGAUGGCUGUGGACAGGCGAUCGACAUUGCGGGACGCUCAGUUUGGGACGAUGUCCUCGUACAUGUCUGAACAUCACACAGGCACCGUGUUUAUACGGGUGUCUGUGCAGGAUCUAAAAGUACAGAAGUGUCUGCAGUUUGAGCUGGAUGAGACAGUAUGGGAGGCUAAACAGAGGAUCUUGGCAGUGUUCUCCAAGGACUUGAAAGAUGCUCUGAACUACGGUAUCUACAUGCCACCAAUGAACGGACGCGCGGGAAAGUUCUUGGAAGAGGAAAGACUUCUCCGAGAAUAUCCUCUGCAUGGACCAAUAGGAUUUGUGGAGUUCAAGUACAAGAGACGGGUGUACAAGGUGAUACAUCUGAAUGCCAGGAAGCUCAAGCAGUUGCAUAAUAAGACAAACUACCGUCAGUUCAUGGAGAACGUUAAGCAAGGCAACGUGUCCAAGAUAAACAAACUGACCACAAAAGGCAUGGACCCGAACUUUCACGACUCUGCUGGAGAAACGCCUCUGUCAUACGCUGUAUCGUUGCCCAAAGAGAGAUGUCGUGAGAUGACGAUAGCGCUCUUCAGUGGAGGUGCCCAUCUUGACUUCCGUACGCGCCAGGGACAGACGCCAAUGCACAAGGCCAUCUUGAACGGAAACCAGGCUGCAGUGAAGGCACUCCUGGAUCUUGGUGCAUCCACAAACUACAAGGAUGGCAAAGGUUUGACCCCGCUCUACUACAGUGUGCUGUACGGGAAGAAUGCCACAUGUGCAGAAAUGUUGCUUCACGAGAGAGCGUUGAUUGGUUGCCGUGACGAGAACGGGUGGUAUGAAAUACAUCAGGCUUGCAAGCUUAAUUUGAUCCAACAUUUGGAACACCUCAUGUUCUAUGGAGCAGACCUCGACGUCACCAACGCAAGCGGCAACACAGCGCUGCACAUCUGCGCAGUAAACAACAACGAGCAGUGCGCAAGAAUUCUGCUGUUCCGGGGUGCGAACAAGCACGUCGGAAACUUUAACAACCAGACCCCUCAGCAGGUGGCAAUAAUUGCAGGGAACGUUGCACUGUCAGAACUCAUAAAGAAUUUCGAGGAAACUGAUGUUGUGCCAUUCCGAGAACUGCCAUCGGUCAGUGAGCGUCGACCGCGCCUCUCCAUGUACGCCAGCACGAUGUCACUUAUCAGCCGUAGCCGUAGCGACCCAAAACUUAACGUAACCAUGGCGAUGGACGACAGCAGCGUCGUUUCACCUCCUGGGUCCAUGAGGAGUCUCCCACACCAGUAUAACAUGUACUCGGAUUCUGGGUCGUAUUCAGCGUCCAAAGGUUCCAACUCUCCGAGGUCCAUGAGCAUUUCUAGCAACAGUUCUGGUCAUGUUGCCAGUGUUGCUGACACAGGAUACUGGGAGGGCAGUGUGGGAGAUAGAGAGGGGUGGUUCCCGGCUCACCAUGUGCAGGAAGUGAGACUCAGAAAUAAAGCCAACUCCAUGGGCGAUCUUCUUGCUGAGGAUUCUGGGGUGACCUUGAGAGCCCACAACAGAAACACCCUUGCCACACUCGUACGCCAAGAUACCAGUGACUAUGGUCCGAGAACAGUUGUGCUACAGCGUGCCCCGGAGGGAUACGGAUUUGUUCUGCGUGGGGCUAAAUCCCAGAUGAGGCCAAAUGGUGACCUAGAUUUCCGGCCAACCCCGGAAUUCCCCGCCCUACAAUACCUUGACAGUGUGGACCCUGGGAGCGUGUCUGACAGGGCGGGGCUUAAGGGCGGGGACUUCAUCCUUGAGAUCAAUGGAGAGAAUGUGGUGCGUGCUUCACAUGACCGCGUGGUUCACCUGAUACGCAGCACAGGAAACACGCUGGCAAUGAAGGUGGUCACGGUACAGCUGGGGAAUCGAGGACAAGACUGGUUCAUAAAUGAGCAAGACCGCAACCUCACCAUGCCCAACAGACAGAAGAAAAAAGCGGCCCCAAUGCCCCCUCACAGGGACCCCAGGACCUCCCUGUCCAUCAGCAAGUCAGAGGGACAGGCUAUGGCAGAGGAAAUGGCAGCCAUGGCAAAACUUGACCUGGCUAUUGGGGAGAAGAGGGAGGAAGAAAAGAUUGCUUCCAUAAGAAGCCGAACGGCCGCAAAGCGUGUGUCAGUCGUCGACAUUGAGAACAUGGGUGUGGAAGGAAAACUUGAACGUGCAAAAAGCACACCUGACCUUUUGGAAGCCAAUAAAGUUACAAAACACUAUGCAACACCUACAGUUCCGGAUGACCACCGCAAGUAUGUGAUCACAAGUUCAGGAAGCACAUCACCGUCUGGUGCAGUUUCCCGCCCAAAAGCAGCCCCGCCUGUCCCGCCAGGGGCAGAUAACUCCCCGAAAAAGCAAGCCCCCAGACCCCCAUCAGAGGUUGUUACGAUAAACACCAACAUGGGGUCACCGUAUGCAAGUUCAAAAGUGGUUGUUACCUCAACAACAAAAUCAGAUUACGAAUCAAGUUUCAGACCUGGAGAUUCAGCCAAACUUGCCGAUGAGCCAAAUGAAGGUCCUAAAGGUCACAACCGAUCACCCAGCGCAGGUGCUGUGUUAGUGCGUCAAGGUGGGGCAGUUGAGACGGAAAAAACAAAUGUGUCGUUUGCUGAUGACAAAGUGCUAGACCGUGCAGCAAGCUUCCUUAAGAAGCACCCAAAUGCAAAACUGUUGAUGACUGCCAAGGGGCAGGAGAGUUUGAGGAAUCGUACAUCAAUGCGAAUGUCACUGCAUUCGUCUGAACCAGACCCUGACUAUGACAGUGAUAGUGGCGAUGAAAAACCAGACUCUCCUCGGAAAACGCAGGACCCCAAAACACAGUCAGUAACGGUGAUUUCCGUCGGCGAUCAAAACAAGAAAAUGGCACCGGCCCCUUCUCAGGCCGCAAAGCGAUACACUAUACAUUCGAGCAUUCCCUCAGACGACAAAGGAUUUGUAAUCCCGCCCAAGCCAGAUGUACCUGCACCAUCUCCGCCAGUUCAGGCACGACAUGAAUCACCGAAGAAAUCAUCAUCUUCACCACAGCAGAGCAACAGAAUGGCUGUAAAGGUUGAAAUUAACACUCGACAAUUUGACUCAGAGCCUCCGCAAUUACCUUCCACUCCUCCGCCAGACUUCAUAGGCAGUGGGCCGCUCAUUAACAUUCCCAAGGCACCUGCACCCCCUGCGCUUGUUUCCAACGGCACACCUCCCCCACCACCACCACCACCACCACCUCCGGCACCAACAUCCGAAGAAAUCAGAAAAACUAAAUCCAGUGCUAGUAUGGAUUACAUUUCAACCUCUGUUCCUCACAACGCGAUCGCUGCUGCAGUCGCCAAAAGACAGGAACGACUCCAGAAUGGUGGUCCGCAGAUGGCGGAAGUGAAAGCAAAGCCAGAGAUACCACAGAUGGAUCCAACGCAAGCUGCCAUCAUUGCUGCAGUUAUGAAACGGAGACAACAACUGGAGAAACAGGACGAGAACAUGGUGAUCGACUCUAUUGAAAGCAGGCUUCAGAAGACGAAGAAGCUGCAAGCAGCCAAGUUUUCCCUGGCUGGUAACAAACCACUGAAAACUGAGGCUAAACCGAAUGAAGGAAACAAACCAGUUAGCCCUGUGCAAUCCAGUGUAAAACCAUUAGGGCCAAAAACAAGUCCAGCCCCAGUCAAGAUGGAAAAGGAGGAGUUUUCAUUUAAAGUCGAACCAGUAAAAGAAAUUAACACGAUCAACAAAAAUCAACCAGGACUAACGCAAAUUAAGCCAAACUUUUCUUCGCCAGCAAAGAACACAAAACCAGUCAUUGAAACGAAACAAACAAACGGAAUAAGCAAAGGAAAACCUGUUGAAGGUUUAAAUAUCAAACCAUUAGAAAAAUCCUCCACAACCACUUCAGAAAGCAAUAAAUCUUCAGAGCGAUUAACAACUGCCAUGGUAGAAACAAAUAAUAACACAAGUGACAAUGGAAAGACUGAUUAUCUUGCAUUGGCAGAAAAGAAACGACUCGAGUGGCUCCAAAAGAAACAAAAGUCAUCUGAAUCCAAAUCAUCCCCAUCAGGUACACCUGAAAGGGACUUGGUUAAAUCAAAAACUGUGGAAAUUAAUGGCAAGCCCAAACCAUUGUCUAAUGGAGACGUGUAUAAAAAUGUGCCUCCCCCACCUCUGGGCUUUAGAGAUGGUGGUAAAACAAAUGCGAAUAUUGUGCAGUUGGAAAUUAUUCCCCCGCCAGAACAUUUUAGCAGUGACGGCGGAUCUGAGCCUAACACACAGCAAAAUAGUCCGGCAUUUUCACCGGAUACGGCGAGUUUAGUAUCCUCGUUGUCAACACUUUCUUCAUUGUCAGGCGAAGGACGCAGCAAUGGUUACGAAGAACUUAUUGCUCCACCACCACCGGGGUUUGGGGACGAUUCAUCUUCUUAUAUUCCACCACCCCCUGAAUUCGGGAAUGUUAAUGUGAAGAAAACAUUCAGUGAUAAAGCUAUAGAUCAGUGGUUUGGUAAUGAUGUUCUUGAUUGGCUGGACAGUUUAAAUAUGAGCCAAUACAAAGCAAGCUUUCAGAGGAAUUCUGUUGAUGGCAAGAAAUUACUUGACUUGAGCAGAGACAAUUAUAUCGACCUGGGAGUUACACAAGUUGGACACAGAAUGACGAUUGAACGAGCUAUUAAAAAAGCGGAAAUUAAACAAAAGACAUCACAUGAAGUGAUAGCGGUAGAACAUUUGUGAAGCAGAAAAUAAAAGUGUUACAUUUUAAGAUUUAUUGUGCCAGUGUUAAAUUUUGAAUUAAGCAUGAAAAUAUGCAAGUGAUUUUGAUAAAGGCUCUGCAUGUUAAAAUUUACAUUCAGUGUAAAAAAAAAACUGGGAUAUUUUGUUUUGCCCCUAAAUAUCAGUUUAGACUCACAUUUGUGAGAAUUUAAUGUAUAAACUGUUAAUAUAUAAACAGAAUGUAUCUGUUAGAACUAAAUAUAAUAUUUGGAAUUAUCUAUAUUUCAUUAAUUCAUUGGACAUAUUCUUCCAUUGAGGCUACAUUUUUUUCAUUAUAAAAAAGUAACAUAUUCUUCAUUUCUUUCAAAAUACUUUAAUUUGCAUUUUGUGUUAUGGCUUUUGAUUAAGCGUGUACAUUCCAAAUUGUAUCAAAUUGAGUUGAAAUUUAAAAUACAAAAUGUCUUAUAAUGGUAAUUGUCAUUUAAACACUACAAUUCAGAAUAUAUAUUACAGUUUAAAUAUCUAUAACUGUAUAGCAGUUGCUUAUCCCAAAUGAAAUAUGGAUUAUCACACAUUAAGUAUGAACAGAAAUAUAAUAUAGUAUUAAAAUAACAUAAACUGUUCUUCACUGUGUUAGAUAAGUACAUUUUGUAAUAUUUUUUGUCACAUAAAAUAACUAUGUUGUCAAAAUAUUAACGGGAGUUUAUUUUUCAAGUCUUUGAUUACAAAUCUGGUGUACAGAUGCAUGUAAGCAUUUUGUCAUGAAUUUAUAUGGGAUAUUUAUUUAUUGAAAUGUUAUUUCGUGUGUUACUUCCGUUUUGAAAAUCUGUGAAUCAUUGUGUCUUUCAAAGUGAUGUUAAAAUUUCUUCAAAACUUUCACCAUUCCAAGAAAUAUUCCAAGAAUAUUUGGAUAGAGUUGGGUGAUUUUUUUUACAAAUAUGUAUUUUUAUAUUUAAUAUAUUUUUCACUGCAAUGCCCUUUCUCAUGAAAUGCUAUUAUGUGAACAUAUCUUUACAGGUAGCUUAUUUUUAUAAUUGCUUUAUUAGGCCUGGUAGUUAUUAAACAUUUUCAUGAGUUCAUAUAUUAGGUAAUUGUACAUAAAUUUGUAUAUAUAUUAAUGUUAUAUUAUACGACUUCGUAAAUUAUUUGUUCAUAAGAGAUAUGCCCAUUCAAACUGUAAAUCCUGUUAAUUUUAUUUACUUUUAAUGCAAACUUAAUAUUGGGUCAUUGUAAUUCAAUUUUGACAGAAUGUUAACCCAUUACCACAAAGAUAUGUAUUUGUACGCAUUUGUAGUCCCUUAGAAAGUUAAAUAUCACUCAAGACCUUUCUUACAAGAUUCAAAUUUGAAAGGCUUCAUUUCCAACCCUUAGUUACUGAUAAGCAGCAAACAGCAUAAAACCUGAACAGACUGCAAGUUACUCUCAGGAUAUUCUGGUUUUAUGAUGGUUACAAAAGCCAUUUCACUUUGCUUCUUAUGUGGCAGAGGGGUAAAAUGUGGUUCUUAAAAGUUAUUUCACAAAAGAAAAAUAGAGCAUCUCAUACAAUCUUAAAAUGAAUACCGGUAAUAGUCGUACAAAAACUGUUAAACAAAUCUUACAAAUAUUGGUAACAACUAUGUCAACUUAAACCAACCUAUAUAAAAAAAGAAAGGAAAUUGAGACACUAUUUUUUUUAUUGACAUGUUAUUUCUUUCAGUUGUACCAGGUCAAUUUUUUAUGAUAAAGCAGAACAUUGUAGGUAUUCUUUUUGAAUAGGAAUGAAAGGUUUACCAAACUGCUGCAUGAUGUACAACCUACACCUAUUAUCAAGUCAGCUCCUACAACAAUAUUUAACUCUUUCAGUGCUGGAUUCGAAUUUUGAAGGCCUUUGCAAACAGUUUGGAUCCAGAUGAGACCCCACAGAAUGUGGCGUCUCAUCAGGAUCCAAACUGUUUGCUAUUCUGAUAGCAUUAUUUGAAAAAAAAAAAAAUUGAAAAAAUGCUAAUUUUAGAAAUUCAGCAGAAGACAUUUUAGCAGACGACAAAUUUCCCAGCAUGCAAAAGGUUAAAUAAUGUAUAAUUUAUUUGCUCGUGACAAAUAUUUUGUGUGUGUCUUAUAGCAAUCAUCCUUUAUUCUCUAUGUCUGUCUGUCAACAAUUGUCAUGUUGUUUUUCAAAGCAUUGGAGCUGUUUACUUGAAACCUUUAAGGUUGAAUGUCUUCAUUGGAGGGGGAUAGCUGUGUGUAAGAACCUUUACUCAGCACUUCAUAAUCACAGAGUUAUUGCCCAUGAUUUAUAUUUCAUAAAGUUUUCAUCUUUUUCUUUUAUAACUUUAAAGCAACCGCAUUCUGUAAUAAAAUAUUCAACCAAAAUUAUUCAUCUAUGGACCUCUUUUGGCAUGCAACAUAGGGUCACCACCACUCGUCAUGUGACAGAGCUCUUGCCGAACCCGACUUCCAAACAUAACACCUAUGCAUUUGUUACAAUAGAAGUUGUAUGAUUUAUAAAAUGUCAGUUACUUUUAUUCCAUUUUGUGGUUAAGGGUCUACAGUGGGAUGUAUACAAAAGUUCUUCUGAAUUUCUGUUAUCUUGUGAAAUUUGAGAUGGAAACAUAUGCUCCUUUCCACACCAAAAUCUGUAUAAGUGACAUCAGUUAUGACUUUGGGAUGCUUCUUCAACAUGUUGCGUUAACAUUUUGUUGCCAAAUCAAUACAAAUGACUUAUAGCCGUCGUUUAAACAAUUUAUUUUUGUUAAGAAUUAUACAUUAAACAUGUAAAAUGUAAGAAAGGAAAUUCUUGUCAUAACAUCAGAUUUCUUGUGGAAAAGCAUUUAUAUAUAUUUCUUUUAAUGCUUGCCAUAUAAAUUUGAGACUUUCUGUCAAAUAUUUAUGAAUUUUGAUAUUUUGUUCAGUAUUGAUGGAUCUGUACUAGACGCCAUAUUUACCUCGGAUUUUACUCGAGUUAUUUGUUUCAUUCAGUGGUCUGAGACUGAUAUUUUGGCAUUCCCUGUUGAAUGAGCACAUAACAAAAAACUUUAGCUUGUGUUUUUUUUCACAAGCAUAUUUUCUUUGAAGUUUGGGAUAACAGAUUACUAGUAUGUAGUUAUGUGGAAAAAAUCUUCAUUAAGUAUUUUCCUCCAGUGGCCUAUUUAUCAUAUACUGCUAGCGGUUGAAUCAAUGUUUUGUAACAUUAGUAAACUAACAGAAUAUCAUGCAAAAUUAUCAAUCGGGUAUAAUUAUUAUUUGCAUAAUGCUAAUUCCAUAUUUAUAUAGCCAAUGUUUGUUGUUUUGUUAUCAAUUCUGAUUUUCAUGGAAAUUCCAUGAAGGGAACUAUAUUAUCUAUUAAACUUUGUAACAACUAA
Dreissena polymorpha is the source of this 8575-nucleotide messenger RNA. Its product is annotated as SH3 and multiple ankyrin repeat domains protein 3-like. Gene Ontology annotation, cellular component: dendritic spine; postsynaptic density; postsynaptic membrane. NCBI's taxonomy places the organism in Eukaryota, Metazoa, Mollusca, Bivalvia, Myida, Dreissenidae. The transcript has 17 exons. The record is from RefSeq and is a predicted model, not a curated record. Bases 465 to 5258 code for a protein of 1597 amino acids. Gene Ontology annotation, molecular function: ionotropic glutamate receptor binding; synaptic receptor adaptor activity.